Lates calcarifer (barramundi perch) is the source of this 11244-nucleotide messenger RNA. RefSeq names its product HIVEP zinc finger 2a (gene hivep2a). The transcript is spliced from 18 exons. NCBI's taxonomy places the organism in Eukaryota, Metazoa, Chordata, Actinopteri, Centropomidae. Bases 1177 to 8670 code for a protein of 2497 amino acids. Gene Ontology annotation, cellular component: nucleus. Gene Ontology annotation, biological process: regulation of transcription by RNA polymerase II. The record is from RefSeq and is a predicted model, not a curated record. Gene Ontology annotation, molecular function: RNA polymerase II cis-regulatory region sequence-specific DNA binding; DNA-binding transcription factor activity, RNA polymerase II-specific.
UCCGACGACGUCACACGAGCACACACACACACACACACACUUAGACACACACAUACACACGCCCUCUCUCUCUCUCUCUCUCUCUCUCACUCACUCUCUCUCUCUCUCGCUCUCUGCCGCUCCGUCUCUCUCACUCUCUCCCUCUCCUCUAUGCUGCUAUUCUGGGAAGUGGCGCUUGGAAUAACCCCCGUGUGCGUAUGAGUGUGUGUGUGCGUGUGUAUGUGUCUCCUGAUUUCACCCUCACACACGCACACAUACACACUCACAACACAGGCAGACGCACACAUUUACUGUCUGUCUGACUGCAGUAGUGGAGCUCCGGCAGCAGAAAUCCGGUCGGAAAGGAUUCCUUCCAUUUUUACGCGUAACUUUUCCUCCGUCGGCCGCGACGUUUCCACCGCCGCUCCUCGACUCUUGUGGAUUUCUAACAACCGUCUCCUGGCUGUUUCUAACGGACGACCAGCGAGGUGUCAAGCCCGCCCGGAAUCGGAUCUCCUGUCACCGGGUUUGCUUGUUGUCAUUUUCGCGCAGAGACGGGAGACGCGCAGCCGGAGCGCAGACAGAAGGGGCUGUGACCAGUUGAGGACUUGCUAAACUGGACCAGGGUACAAACAGUUACACCAGGUCUUCUGCCAUGGUUCCCUGUCACAGGUGUCCUCUCUCCGGUGCAGAAAUAAGGACGGCCCCGUGAGCGCGCUCUCUGUCGGGACUCCCGCUGAAAUCAAACUGAGCAUGUGCAGACCAUCAGGUCUUUUUGAGAAAACUGAAUGACUUUUGAAGCUACAGAAAGAGGAUCUGCAAGCACUUUUACCUACAGAAAAAUCACUCAAGAAUCCUUCUGCCUUUAGAUGAACUGGACAGAAAAACGACGCACAUCAACAUUAGCGUGUUUACAAAAUGGCAAAAGGGGAGAAACAUUUCUGAUGUUAUCCAUUAAAGCUCCCCUUUCGUUUCCACUUCCUAAUUCCUGUUUCCAGUCGGGCUCUACAAUCAGUCUAUUCAAGCGAUGGAUGGGUACUUCCUGUUUCUGUGAACUUGCCGGCAGCCUUCAAAGGUUCAGCGAUCAUGUCUGGUAGAUUGGGGAACUGGUAACCUUCCAGUACCCGCCCUCCCAACUCCUCCCCCUACCAUCCCCUCUCUCCUCCCUCUUCUAACCCAUAGAAGAGCUUCACGAAAAUGGAGGCUCGUGAAUCAGCUGCCGCUGGGCAGAAAUGCUCACUUAAUAGUGACCCAGUGAAGGAGAAGGCGCCGCUGCAGAGAAAGUGGGCAUCUGAGCCCUCUGCCACCACCAAACGAAGCACUUUUGCUGACCCAGAGGCAAAACACCGCGAGAGCUUGCCGUGCGGUGCCACCGGGGGAUCAGCACCUCAGCAGAAGUACGCAAUCACAGGGAAUUCUGGAAAGCUGCUAUCUGGACCCUCUGCAGUCGGGGCCAUAGGAGGCCCGCCAUCUCAAGACCCCCAAGGGCCUUUCGCUCAGGGGUUCCCAAGGGGAUACUCCUACCAGCUGGGCCAGCCAUACCCUCAGCACCCCCAAACUGAACGUUUCCUCUCAGGAGCCAAACCACAGCCAGGCCUAGAGCCUCACGCCUGGCCAUUUGCCGGCCAGUUGCCCUCAGAUGACUUAUACCCUGUAGGACACCCGGGACAUACUCACCCUCAUGGGGGUGGGGCAGGGAGGUUUCCCCGACAGAAAUCUCCCAGUUUACCCAGCUCCUUUGGACAGUAUUCUCAGUCAGGCCCCGAGCCUGGAGAGGAAGGCUACAGCAAAAAAGAGCAGAAGCCGAAAAAGCCCGGUAAGUACAUCUGUCACUACUGCGGACGAGCCUGCGCCAAGCCCAGCGUCCUGAAGAAGCACAUCCGUUCACACACCGGGGAAAGGCCAUAUCCUUGUGUGCCCUGUGGCUUUUCCUUCAAAACCAAGAGCAACCUUUACAAGCAUCGCAAGUCCCACGCUCACGCCAUCAAGGCUGGACUCGUACCAUUUUCAGAGCUAGCUGUGGCCCGCAGUGGGGACUUGGACCAGGCAUCACCCGUGGGUGAGGCUGAGGUCCACUCAGACGGAGAGCAGAGCACCGACACAGAUGAGGAAGGUGUGGAGGGCUCCACCAUGCUGACGGACAAAGACAGCCCCAUCCCGCAGAUCUCCUUUGAAGCUGACAAGAAUACAGGUGGUGUGGAACCAGCAUAUGCAGAUUCAGCUGAAGAGCUGCCUGUGGGACCCAUGAAAGUGCCUAUCCUUAUCGUCCCCAAGCCUGGGGGAGUCCCCUCCACAGGGAUGGAGUGCCCACCCUUUCAGGACAUAAAGGGGUCUCAUCACAUGUUGGCAUCGCAGGCUGGCGCCAGAGCGCAUUCACUGGACGACUCGCCCACCAUCAAACAGCGUUUGGCCCUGAGGCUGAAUGAGAAAAAAGGCCACGACACUGACUCUGCCAUGUCCCAGUCCCUGAACCUCCUCAGUCCUCACAGUAAAGGCAGCACAGACUCUGGCUACUUUUCACGCUCCGAGAGUGCGGAGCAGCAGAUCAGCCCUCCGAAUACUAAUGUCAAGACGUACGAAGAGAUUAUGUUUGGUCGGACUUGGUACUACCGACCCAACUCCAGAUCCAGACAGUCUAUCACAGUGGGCAUGGCGGGGGCAGACCCAGGCAGCCUGGCUAGCUUAAAGCAAUCAGGUGCUAUUCUGGACAUGGGGAAGAUAGCUGAGGAUCGUAUCUGUUUCGGAGGGGAUGUAGGAAUCUCUGGGGAUCCUAAGCACUAUCCAACAGGACCCUGUCAGAGCAGCACAGGGCUUCUGGAGCCUCCAUCAGAUUCUGGGCCCCUGAUUAGGAGUAACUCCAUGCCAACCUCCUCCCCUCCUAACCUCAGCGUGCCCCCGGGGAUUCGGGGCAGCCACUCCUUUGAUGAGAUGAUGACGUCGGACGAUGUGUUUUACCCACAAGGGCUUCGCAGACUCAGAAGACAGGCUGCGUUUGAACAUUCAGCCAAUGAAGCCCAUGGAGGAGAGGCUGAGGGCUAUGGACACAUGCCUAAGAAUUUAGCUUCAUCUCUGGGUAUGAAGAUCAGCGAGCACAGCCCAGGACUCCCAGAGCACAUUGCCUACAGCCCAUACGGUACUAAAGUUAGCACGACAGAAACAACCACAAGAAAAAGGAGGAAAGAGAAGAGUGUUGGGGAUGAGGAGGACAGCCCUGGACACUGUGACAGCAGCUGCAGUGGUUCAGUGGAGAUGAUAGGGGACUAUGAGUUUAAACAAAGUAGUUUUGAUGGGUCGAGAGCCACCCCAACAGGGAAGGGCUCUCUUCAUAGCGCUCACAGCCAGUCUGACAGCUUUGACACCUGUGCCAGCAUGUGCUCUGAGGACAUUGCAUUGUUUCCUGACUCUGAGGGCAGGAAGGCAGCUGGUAAUGUCAUAUCAGUCAUCCAACACACCAACUCCCUCAGCCGGCCAAAUUCCUUUGAGAAGUCAGAGUCCUUUGAGCAGCCAGGAUAUCAGCCUUCAGAUAAAGGUCCACCUAGCCAGUACUCUGAGCAGUCCGACACCGAGAUCUUUGAAGAUGCUCUGAGUCCUGAAUCUGCCCUGCUGAGGACAGAGAGCAUGGAGCAGCAGCUGCAGAGUGACAGCGACCUUGCCUCGCUUUCGUCUUCGUCAGCUGCAGCCUCACCGGGCCAGCCUUACCACAUCCCACACAAGCUAGUCCGACAACCCAACAUCCAGGUUCCUGAGAUCAGGGUGACGGAGGAGCCAGACAAACCUGAGAAAGAUACAGAAGCUCCGAUGACCAAGGAGCCAGAGAAGCAGCAGCAGCAUGUCGAGGAGUUUCAGCUGCCACAGAGGAGCGACACGCUCUCCCAGAUGCCAUCGGAAAAACUCCCGCCCAAGAAGAAGAGGCUGCGUCUUACGGACAUGGAGCACUCGUCCGGGGAAUCGAGCUUUGAGUCAACCUGCACCAGCCUUUCUCGCAGUCCCAGUCAGGAGAGCAACCUGUCCCACUCCUCUUCCUUCUCCAUGUCCUUCGACAGAGAUGAAGGCCUCAAGUCUGUCUCUCCCACCAAACAGGAUGACUCGUCAGCCUCCGGUGGUGGAGCUAAACAGUCGGAGUUCCUGACGGUGCCUGGCAGUGGUCAUUCCAGCCACCACCAGCAGAGAGAGAUGAGGAGGUCUUCAUCGGAGCAGGCACCGUGCACGCUGCCCACAGAGUUGCCUGAAAUGCGCAGCAAAUCCUUCGACUAUGGAAGCUUGUCCUCGUCUAGACAGGGAGAGCUGUACUCCAGUGCCUCUGCGAUGAAGGAACGCCGGCGUGGAUAUCUUGUCCGACAGGCUUCACUGAGUGUUUAUCCAGAGGCCGUCACUCAGGAACCAGGGGGCUCUGAGAUGUCAAUCAAGCAGGAGAGUUUGGAACAUGGGGCAUGGCCUGGACCGACAGGAUCCCCCCACAGCAGCAGCGAUGUAGCCAGCAGAACCAAGAGAGUUGGCAGUAGCACGGGUGGUAUAGGAUCUCACCAACACCAGCACCACCAGCAUCUCCUUCAGCAGAGUAUAAGUGAGGACAGCCUGCAGGAUGAACCACUCUAUGGCAGGUCGCAGCAGCAUCGUCUGCAGACCCAGGGCUCAUCAUCUGAGGGAGAACAUCCAGGUCAUGAGGUCAUGAACAAGGACGUAAUCCAGCAAUACCAGAGCGGUCCCCCCUACCUUUCUUUCCAGCAGCCAGGUCUCUUCUGGAGUCAGGAGGCCGGACAGACGACCAGGCAGCAGCUGACCCAGCAGCAACUCCAGAAACUCCACAUCAGGUCGCCAGGCGCCCUGCCCGGAAACCCGCCACACAAACAGCAGCCACUCCACUCCCUGCAGCAAAUCCAUGAUCAACAGCCACAUGAUGGAAAAUCAGAAAAUCUGAGCUCUCAGAUGUACCCUGCCUCUUUCUCGUCUCGCACCUCCCCUCUGUCCCAGCAGCAUCAAAGCUUUGGCUCUCUCUCCUCCAAGCUCUCCUUGCCCAGCUCCACCAACGCCUCCAUGCUUCUGCAGCAGAUCCAACCCGUCUUUGCCACCCAGAACCUGGGAUCCCAAGCCUCUCUGCCUGGUAUGCUGGUUCCUGUGCGGAUCCAAACCAAUGUGCCAUCAUUUGGUAGUGUUAUGUACACCAGUGUUAGUCAGCUGAUAGCUACCCAUGGCAGUGCAGCACAGGGGGUAGGCUUAGCAAGGCCGGGCGGUGCUGACAGCAGCAACAUGUCUCCUCCGGUUGGUGUUGCGAGCAUCAGCAAACCACCUGGAGGAAUCGGAGGAGGCAUAAGUGGAACAGGUUUCAACCUCUCACACUUCCUGGGACAAACCGAUAGCACGGUGCUGCGCUACCCGCUGUGGAAGGUUCCAGAUUCACUGCCAGAGCAACGCCUGAACACAGGGAUCCCAUUGUCACUAACGUCGGGCACCAUAUCCACCACAGAUGCCUCGGGGUCUGGCAUCGGCGGCAGCAAGCGCAUGCUCUCCCCCGCCAGCUCUCUGGAGCUCUUCAUCGAGACUAAGCAGCAGAAAAGAGUGAAGGAGGAGAGGAUGUAUGGACAGAUUGUUAAGGAGAUGAGCGCCGUGGAGCUGAGUGGAACUGAGAGCAGUAACAAGCCUGAGAAGGGACAUGGCCGAGGUCAGCGUCCCCGUCUGAAGAGCGAAGGCUCCAUGGAUGAUUCUGAAAGGAUGUCCUCUUCUCCACCGCUAAGCGACUUCCCUGUUGCCACUAAGAUUGCCAUUCCUGUCCGUUCCUCUGCCCCCCACCUCCCUGAUGUACCCCGGGCGGAGAGCUUCACCCCUCCUCUCCAGAUUGUCACAGACCGUUCGCCGGUUUCAGGUGGACGGGACUCACCAGAGGAGCUAGACGUGGACGAUUCAGCUCCAGAGCCCAACUUUAGCCCCCAGUCUAUGGUCUCCUCUAACGACGCAGAAGAUACUGACAAAACAAAGCAGCCUGCACCCGGUAAAGUCAACAUGCUGGUUCAGCUCGCUGCUAACCAGAGCGCAGGAUUAUCCGGGACAGUGGGCCAGACUCUGCUGCUCACGGAUGUGGCUGAUGUUCAGCAGUUUUUCCAGUUCCCUAGCUUGCGCACCAUGAGCAGAGUCAGCUGGUGUUUCCUGAAAUACACCAAACCCAACAGCAUCCAGGCUGCUUUGCGAAGCUCCGUCUACAGUUCAUGGUGUGUUAACUCAUACAAUCCCAAUCCUCUGAACCUCAGCACCAAGGCUGCGCUGGCUCUGCUGAGGUCCAAACAGAGGAGAAACACCGACUCGAUGUACACAACAGCAGCCAUGUCACCGCCCAGCUCUGGAAAACUGGUGUCAUCUGUGGCCUGGAAGCUGAGGUUUGAUCAGUUGAAACCGGAGCUGAUGCCUGUUGAUGUCAGUAACUUCGGGAGGAAGAUGAAGGGAGUCGUGUCGUGGGACCGCUCGAAGGAGGAGCAGAUAGAGAAGGAGGUCUCGGUCAAGCAGCCCGCCACUGAGCCGACCCGCAUCAAGAUCUUCGAAGGCGGGUACAAAUCCAACGAGGACUACGUUUACGUUCGCGGCCGCGGUCGAGGGAAAUACAUCUGCGAGGAAUGCGGCAUCCGCUGUAAGAAACCCAGCAUGCUGAAGAAACACAUCCGAACACACACCGACGUCCGGCCAUAUGUCUGCAAGUUCUGCAACUUUGCCUUCAAGACGAAAGGAAACCUGACAAAGCACAUGAAGUCUAAGGCUCAUAUGAAAAAGUGUCUGGAGUUGGGAGUCUCCAUGUCUUCGGUUGAGGACACCGAGGCGGACGAAGGAGAUGUCGGAGAUGAAGGUCAGAGGUCGUCGGAGAAGAUUUCCAGAGGUGCGAUGGCCGAGCAUCAGUUCUCAGAUGCAGACGACUCAGAGGGUGGCGAGGAAGACGGCGACGAGGUGGAGGACGAAGACGACGAAGAGGACGACUACGAUGGCGACUCCACUCCAAAGACUCGUUCGCGCUCCACCAGCCCGCAGCCUUACGGCCUGCCCUCCAUGUCCAUCACGGCUGUGGCCGCCUCCCACCCCUCUCCUCACCUGUCUCAGCAUUCUGCGUCCGACCUCUUGGGAAACACCAACAAGCCUCCGCUGUUCGGCUACUUCACCACCGUGCCGAGCAUCCAGAUCACGCCGCAGGCUCCGCCCAGCGACCCGGCGGGGAGGGAGCGAUGUCAGGAGUACCAGCGAGGCCUGCAGAGGACGCCAGGUAGCAGGCUGCUGGUCCCACCCUCCUCCUCCUCCAUGGAUGAAGACCUCUCCGUCCCCUCCCCAGACCUCUCCUCCCCCUCCUCCCGCCUGUCCUCACCCGGGCUGGACCACUCCGGCUGCCCUUCCCCCAUCUCCCCUUCCUCCUCGCCCUCGGCCCGUCGGUACCUUUCCCCACGUCGCGACCUCUCGCCCCGUGCCGGACACCUCUCGCCCCGGCGGGACAUCUCCCCUCUGCGUCACAUCUCCCCCAAGAGAGACCUGGGGGCGGCGGGGGGAUACCGGCGAGACCUGUCCCCCAGGAGGGGGCACCUGUCGCUGCUCUCCCCUCUCUCUCGACCCACGUCUCCGGGAGGAAGAGACUACAAGAGAGACCUCUCACCACGAGGGCGCCACAGGGGGAUGAUCCGGCCUCUGUCUCCCCGCCGAGGGCUGCACCAACACCUCCACCACCAAAGCCAGCAGAGCGGAGCGAGGGGCUUGAGGCCGAGUCAUCAGACCGGGGCGAUGGGUCAGGGAGAGUUCGGCGCUCUGGGACGUCGCAGAACCAGCACAGAAAUGGAGACGGAACAUCGUCCAGGUUCACCGUCACCAGGGGAACAGGACCAGGCCAGUAGCCAUGGUAACCAGUCCAGCCCACCUCACCAAGUCCUGUUCAGUCACCUUCCUCUCCAUUCUCAACUCCAGGUGCGCUCUCCCUACCCGAUGAUCCCCAUCGGAGGGAUCCAAAUGGUACACUCCGUCCCCACGUCCGUCUCCACCCCUCUGGGCCAGCAGGGGGCGCAGCAGGCCGCGUCCCGCCUGGCGCUGCAGAAGAGCACGUCAGAGGAGUCGACCGCCAGCGAGGCCGCCUCCCCGCACUUCACCUCCUUCAUCGAGAGGGGAGGACGAGGGGAGUGGGGAGUGAGGGAGUCGUCAUCGUCGCCUCACCCCUCCUCGCAGGAGAGGGAGGCGGGGGGAGUGAGGCAGGAGCAGGAGGAGGGCAUCCAGACCUGCACCAAGGCCAUCGCCUCGCUCUGCAUCGACUCCGAGGAUCCUGCCGAGAGAGGAGGAGGAGGAGGAGGAGGAGGAGGAGGAGGAGGAGGCAGAGGGGAUGAGGGGAAAGAUGGAGGCCGAGCUCCGUCGUCCUCCUCCUCCCCCUCCGCUCUGUCCCCCGACUCCCAACAACAACAACCGCACCGCUCGCCAUCCAUCUCCAUGUCGCCGCCAUCUCCUCACCCCUCGCCAUCCCCCCCUGGGAUUCAGCACUUUAGCGGCCUGGAGCUCAGGCCUCCCCACCCCUCCAUGCCUUCCUCCCCUCACUCCUCCUCCUCCCCUUCUCCCGCCGCCUCCUCCUCUCCUCACCCUCCCAGCCCCGGAUCUGACACCCUCCAGCCUCCGACAGCACCCAGACCUCUCAAGCUGGAGAGAGACAGGGAGGCAGAAAGCACAAAGAGGAGCAAAGACGUGUCGUAGUGCAGCAGCAGAAGAAGAACGGGAGGAGAAACAAUGGAUUUCAGUUUUUUUGUUUUUGGAUAAUAGGAAGGGAUGAAGUGCAACAGAGAGAGAACAAUGACUUUUGCACACUUUACACACAUAUUUCUUCUAAUUCAGUUCAAACAUAAACACACACACUCUCUCUCUCACACACACACACAUACAAAGAAACAGCUCUUGUCAAAAAAAAGACUAAAACUGAGUUGGACUCCUGCAGCAUGCUGUACACAUGCCUGUUCUAACCGGGGCCUGCUAUCAGAGACUUUCUUAUUUAAAGACUUUACAGGAGGAUUUGCAUACGGUUACACAUGUACGGUAACUCCACCACCACCACAUGAGCCCGACCAAAACCUGCGAAAAACAAAAAAAACAAAAAAAACUAAAAAGGACUCUGGUUCUAAACGGUACGUCAAAACAAAAACAAACAACAGCAACAGAAAGCGGACAGCUACGUGUGUGCCUUUUCUUUCAUCUUUUUUUGUUUGUUUUUUUUGCUUAUAUUCUUAUAAGCAAACAAAGCAGGAAGGUAAAUGUAAAUACAAUACUACCACGUUUUGCGUAUCAGCUUUGUAAUAAAUGCAGUCCCACCCUCCUCCUCCUCUUCCUCCUCCCACCACCUGUGUUUCUUUCUUCUUCUUCUCCUUCUUUUUAUUUUUUUUUCUUCUGGACACCUUAAAAGUCUCGACAAGCGAUGUGAAGUUAUGGAUAUUACUAUUACGUACGGUUGCACUAAAACAUAUUUUUAUAUGAGUGAAAUUUAAAAAAUGGCUUUUUUUGUGUACAGCAGCAAUUCUAUAAUACUAUUUAUUAUUGUUACCAUGUUUCAUAAAUUGUACAUUUUUUCUUAAAUGUCGUGGAUGCCUUUUUCUAUGUAAAGCAUGGGUUUUUUGCUAUUGCUUACAUUAGGGCGAGGAUAUGUACACUGUAAUAUGGCUUUAUAUGUUAGACCUAUUUAUAUACGUCUAAGUGAGCGCCCUCUACUUGGAGGUAUAUACACAUAGAAGUAAGAUUUACCAGAAUAUUUACCCAGCAUAUGAAUACAUACAGUAUAUAGAAUCUAUCAACCUGUCUAUCUAUCUAUCUAUCUAUCUAUCUAUCUAUCUAUCUAUCUAUCUAUCUAUCUCUGCACUUAACAUUUAGAAUGACAUUCACAUUAAGGUUAUGGUAGUUUGCUUGUACAUUUUCUCUGCUGCUCUUUGCCUGUCCCUGGUUGUGAUUUCUCUUGUUUUUUACUUACUUAUUUUCGUGGUAUUAUUUCUUCUUGUUUUUUUUUUUUUGUUUGUUUGUUUGUUUUUGUUUUGUUUAGAUUUUUAUGAGGCACAGACUUGCCCUCAGCAUUAAGUGAAUGAACAUGCCUUCUUGCACCGUGGCAUUCUGCUCUAUUGUUGGUUUUAACUCCUCCUCCUCCUCCUCCACACACACCCCACCACCACCACCACCCUGCACUCCUCCCCAACACCAGCCGCCGACGGCGUUCAAGACGAACGUUAACGAUAAUUCACGGUAGCUCCACAUCCUGUCAAACGACUUUGCUUGAACAAACACAGUUUUAUUCAUCAGAUUUUUAAAUGGGGAAAACAUUCCAGUCUGUGUAAAUAUCCAGCCACCCCCCCACACACACACACCCUAAACACACACACAUACACAUACAUUUCUUUGGCAUUGAUGCACAUUGUGGCCAUGGCAAUCAACCCACUGAAGCUCUUAUUUAAUGGCUUUAUUUCCAGGGACACAUUAAAAGAAACCACAUACACCAAACUCUCUGACAAAUGCACCUUAUAUCUCUGAUAGUCCCAGCACUCUGCUCCGUUUCUUUGCAGCAAACUUUGAUUGAAAUGGAAGUGUUAAGGUGGGGAGUUGCUCUGCGCUCUGAACCCUCAAACUGUCUGGAAAAUAAUAAUAAUGAUAAUAAUAAUAAUACAUUUAACAGUUGUGACAUUGAGGCUUUCUGCACUGCAUUUUCUGACCCCUCUGUGAUCUCCUCCUCUCCUUGAUAUCCCUUUUGUAGCUAAGCAAUAUUUAGCCAAAACUCUGCUCACCAGCAGGGAGUGUAUUUGUUGCAAGGCAACAACAGCGUACUUAAAAAUCCUAAAAUCAGGAGAAGAAGGGAGCAGGCGGGGGUUGUGGUGAUUUCAGUGACACAACUCUUUUUCUCUUUUUGACAGUUUUGGGUGGAGUCGGGCAGGCUGCAAUGUUGAGUGUGUAUCUCUGUACUCUGUAUCGGUGUGUAUUCGACCAGUAUAUCCUCUUCUUACGACUUUUUUCUAUUUCGAUCCUCCCUCUGUUAUGUACACUUAUCAUGACGACGAUGAUGUCUUUAAAAAAAUCUUUCUCUCUUUCAAAAAUAUCAAAGCACAAGUCAUUGUAUAGAAAUGACAACAAUACAAAAAAAAAGGACAAAAAAAAGGUAAACGUGCAUAUAAAAGGGUAACUUUUGUGAUGGUGUUCCGUGGAAUUAAUACAAAUAUCAUGUAUGACCCCAGUUGCAACGAGGAAUCGCAGUAGAAGUGGAAAAAAAUGGAUUGUUGUUUUCAAAUAAAUAUGAAUACAGUA